This is a messenger RNA of Capsaspora owczarzaki ATCC 30864, 1194 nucleotides long. Its product is annotated as ribonuclease T2 family protein. The record is from RefSeq and is a predicted model, not a curated record. Gene Ontology annotation, biological process: RNA catabolic process. The transcript is spliced from 2 exons. Bases 302 to 1006 code for a protein of 234 amino acids. Gene Ontology annotation, molecular function: ribonuclease T2 activity; RNA binding. Gene Ontology annotation, cellular component: extracellular region. NCBI's taxonomy places the organism in Eukaryota, Filasterea, Ministeriida, Capsasporidae.
CUGCCCUCGGAAAAUCCAUCAACAACCCAACAUGAUAUGGUGUAGAAUUGUUUGUAAUGCAAUGCGAACUAAAAAAGCACCGAAUGAACCACGCAGGAGGUCGUUGAAGAAGGUUUUCAAACUGCUCCUUUUUUGAUGAUGCCUCCAACCCUUCUCGUCGCCCAGCCAUUUGUCCAUCCUGACUUUUUCCCUUCCUGUUCCCAUCUCUCAAUUAUAACUUCAUUGAUUAUCCGCCUUGGUUGCCAUUCUCGGCAGUGUGUCACUUGUUCUUUCUUUGUGUAUUAUUGUUCCACUCACAAUCAUGCGGUGUCUGCUCGCUGUUGUCGCUGUCGCUGCGCUGCUCGCCACUGCCGCGUCUGCCAAGCCCGUGCAUGUGCAGGCCAACACCUACGACUUUCUGAUGAUGGUCUACCAGUGGCCUCCGAACGUGUGCGCCACCGAGGCCACUGCGCACAACUGCGUGAUCCCUGCCGACUCGCAUCUCUUCACCAUCCACGGUCUCUGGCCCUCCCGCAACGACACGACAUACCCGCAAUCGUGCUGCUCAAGCUGCUCGUUCAACGCCACCGCUGUCCAGGACCUCUUGCCCCAGCUCAACCAGUACUGGCCCAACCUCUUUGCUGAGGAGGCUGCCACCGACUUCUGGUCGCACGAGUACCUCAAGCACGGCACCUGCGCAACCGAUGUCGCGUCGCUCGACACUGAGCACUCGUUCUUUGCCACCACCCUCGGCCUGUCUCGCCAGCUCAACGUCGAUGCCGCGUUCGCCAAGCUCAAGCCGUCGACAACCACUGGCUACUCGCUCGCGACCGUGCAAGCCGCCAUCAAGGCCUACUUUGGCGCCGAGGGCUACCUCACCUGCGAAACCUACAAGGGCCAACAGCUCGUCACUGGCUUUGGUCUCUGCGUGACCAAGAACAACUUUGCCGUCUUCCAGUGCGAUCCCCGCGUCUAUGGCGAGAACUCGUGCAAGUCCACUUCCGACCUCUUCUUCCUUCCAUUCUAAGCGCGUUCUUGUCGAGUUUGUCGAGUUACAUUGUUUGGUUUGGAGCUUGUAUUCGUUUUCUACGAGCAAGACAUGGUUUCUCCUUCUUAAUUCUGUCGAUUGGCGCUUUUUGCUGUGGUUCGUUCUUGUCUCAACGUGAGGAUGCAGGAACAACAAAGAUAAUCAUGAAAAUACAUCGUUUUUAGCCA